AUGGCUAUGAAUUUUGUGACCUUCAACCAGGACUAUAGCUGUCUUGCUGUUGGAACCUCACGCGGAUUCCGUAUCUACCACACAGAGCCUUUCUCGAAAAUAUUCAGUAGUGAUGAUGGAAAUGUGGCACUCAUUGAGAUGUUAUUUUCAACAUCCUUGGUCGCUCUGAUACUAUCUCCAAGGCACCUUGUCAUCCAGAAUACAAAGCGAUCCUCGAUCAUCUGCGAGUUAACCUUUCCAUCUGCUGUUCUGGCUGUGCGCCUAAAUCGAAAGCGUCUCGCAGUGGUUUUGGAAGAAGAGAUUUAUUUGUACGACAUAUCGAACAUGACCCUACUCUACACAAUUGCCACAUCGCCAAACCCAAGUGCAAUUUGUGCGCUUGCUCCAUCCUCCGAAAACUGCUAUAUUGCCUACCCCCUACCGAAACCAAGAGAGGAAACUGGAGACAAACGCCCAUCCCAUGCUCCGCCCCUGUCAACGUUCGUGGCACCAACUUCUGGGGAUGUCUUAAUAUUUGAUGCGCUGAAACUGGAGGCUUUAAACGUGGUUGAAGCGCAUCGAGCGCCUCUAUCCUGCAUUGCUCUCAAUAAUGAUGGUACAUUAUUGGCGACCGCCUCGGAGACGGGGACGAUCAUCCGAGUGUUCUCACUGCCAAAGGGAACCAAGCUAUACCAGUUCAGGAGAGGAACAUAUCCCUCAACCAUCUACAGCAUGUCAUUCAAUUUGAGCUCGACUCUCCUAUGUGUAUCCUCAACCACCGACACGGUUCACAUUUUCCGCCUCGGUGGCCCGGCAUUUGUCUUACCAGACUCACCGAAGUCGCUGAAUGACCGGUGGAGUCGAUCUCGAAGCUUUGACAGUGGAGCCGAGUCCCCUACGGCUGGAACUUCCCCAGGCAGCGAUACUGCCGAGGUACCUGCCAUUACACGCAAAACAAGCGGAACCAUUGGAAGCAUGUUGAGGCGAUCAUCCCAAAUGAUGGGAAAGAGUGUAGCGGGGGUUGUAGGUGGGUACCUGCCACAAGCGGUGACGGAGAUGUGGGAACCUAUGCGAGAUUUCGCAUUCAUCAAAUUGCCAAAGAGUGGUAUGGGAGUCAACGCUACAGGUGGGCCUCUUCGAAGUGUGGUCGCAAUGAGCAGCAGCAGUCCACAGGUCAUGCUGGUGACUAGUGAUGGUGGAUUUUACGUUUUCAGUAUCGACAUGGAAAAUGGAGGUGAGGGGAUUUUGGUCAAGCAGUACUCUGUGCUAGAAGGAGACGAUAAACUCGACCAGUCAGCCAUUGACUACAGCAACUAG
Cadophora gregata is the source of this 1296-nucleotide messenger RNA. RefSeq names its product autophagy protein (gene ATG18). Lineage: Eukaryota; Fungi; Ascomycota; Leotiomycetes; Helotiales; Ploettnerulaceae. The transcript has 4 exons. Gene Ontology annotation, molecular function: protein binding; phosphatidylinositol-3,5-bisphosphate binding; phosphatidylinositol-3-phosphate binding. Gene Ontology annotation, biological process: nucleophagy; autophagy of mitochondrion; protein lipidation. Gene Ontology annotation, cellular component: extrinsic component of membrane; phagophore assembly site membrane; fungal-type vacuole membrane. Bases 1 to 1296 code for a protein of 431 amino acids. The record is from RefSeq and is a predicted model, not a curated record.